AUGGAGCUGUCCGUGCCGGUCUUAUUCUUACUAUUCGCAUUGCUUCUCAUACUCGGCCGAGUGUUAUUCGUGACCCCUCUACGCUCUCCCCUUCGCACUGUUCGCGGUCCGUUCUUUGCGAGGUUCACGGAUGGGUGGUACUUUUGGCAAGUCUGGAAGGGAUCUUUCCAAGGUGUGAACCAAGAGCUACACAAGAAAUAUGGGAGCAUCGUUCGUUAUGGCCCGAACCGGUACAGUUUUGACGAUCCGGAAGCCGCCAAGAUAAUAUACGGCCUCGGUAGCCAUUUCCCAAAGUCAUCAUGGUACUCGACCUGGGCCAGUCCCGGAUCAUGGGCGAUCUUCAGCGAUCAGUCAAUCAAGCGCCAUAAUCAGAACAGAAAGCUAUACCAAGCCACCUACUCGAUGUCCUCUUUGGUCCAUUACGAGCCUUUCGUCGACAGCUGUAUCGACAUUUUCACGGAGCGGCUGUCUGAAAUGUCUGAAUCUGGGUUGCUAGUAGACAUAAGACACUGGUUUCAAUGCUACGCCUUUGACGUUAUCGGACUGAUCACGUACGCCAAACGACUAGGUUUUCUAGACCAGGGAGAUGAUAUCGGAGGCGUCAUUGGGGCGCUCGAGGAGCAUCUGGGCUACGCGACCCUUGUUGGAAUCUUUCCGAGCCUGCACCAAUAUCUGUUUUCCAUCAAGAACUAUCUAGCUGGUUCCCAGGGAUCAGGGAGGGCGUACGUCCUGAAGUUCACUAAUGAGAGAAUCAGGGAAGCACAAGUGAUACCAAAACCCGUCGCAACCGAUGAGAGUUCCGUCGCAAUGGAGGACUUCCUCACCAAGUUUCUGGCCAAGCAUGCCGCGAACGCCGAUUUGUUCACAAACUACCACGUGCUUGCCGGGUGCACCUCUAAUAUGGUUGCGGGUUCUGACACAACGGCCAUCAGCUUGUCAGCAGUUCUUUAUUAUCUUCUCAAGAACCCUCGCUGUUUGCUCAAGCUAAGAGAAGAGGUCGACAGCCUUGCGGUGCAAUCGGACCCUACAAAGUUUCCCACAUUCAAAGAGAGCCAACAGAUGCCGUAUCUACAAGCCGUUAUCAAAGAAGCGCUGAGGUUGCACCCAGCUACUGGUCUACCCUUGGAACGUGUAGUUCCUGAAGGCGGCGCGACGAUAUCAGGGCGGUUCUUCCCCGAAGGCACUAUCGUGGGAAUCAACACAUGGGUAGCACAUCGCAAUACCCAUGUCUUCGGCGAGAAUGCCGAACAAUUCUGCCCCGAGAGGUGGCUGAUUGAUGAUAAUGAUAAACUUUCGAUCAUGAAUCGAUACUAUCUUCCGUUCGGUCUGGGCUCGCGGACAUGUAUUGGCCGCCAUGUAUCCAUGCUGGAGAUGUCGAAGUUGAUACCUCGCCUUGUUCGAGACUGGGACUUCCAACUUGAUACAUCUCUGCACUCCAAGGAGUGGCGAACUCUGAAUUACUGGUUUGUGAAGCCAUUGGAUUUUAAGGUAGGAAUCAAAAGGCGUCAUUUGGCGAAGGGUGUCGACAGUAAGGAGUAG
This is a messenger RNA of Clonostachys byssicola, 1539 nucleotides long. Lineage: Eukaryota; Fungi; Ascomycota; Sordariomycetes; Hypocreales; Bionectriaceae. The record is from the annotation of a GenBank genome assembly.